This is a messenger RNA of Phytophthora sojae, 992 nucleotides long. RefSeq lists its product as hypothetical. The transcript has 2 exons. The record is from RefSeq and is a predicted model, not a curated record. The coding region runs from base 1 to 948 and encodes 315 amino acids. NCBI's taxonomy places the organism in Eukaryota, Oomycota, Peronosporomycetes, Peronosporales, Peronosporaceae.
AUGAAGUCUGCUGCGGUCCUGUCGGCGGUGCUGCUGGUCGCUGGCGUCUCCGCUGAUAGCAAGUCCACCACGUUCCCCGGACGCUGCGUGACCACCAAGGACUGCGCCACGUACGGCUCCAACUACGCGUGCGUGUCUGUGGACACGAACGUCGCCGGCCUCGAGCAGCUGAGCAUGUGCAUCCCUGGCAACCAAGUGUGCAGCGGCAGCAUCGCUGGACUCUGCCCGACGUUCACGUCCUGGCCGUCCAAGUAUCGCGUCAUCCAGCCCGUGUGCGCCUUCGUGGAGGUCGAGAACUGCGACGAGCAGUACAACGUGACGGUGCUGAGCUCCGCGGGCAGCAACGGCACGUGCUACCAGCGCAACUUCACCGUCAACGACGAGUAUGUCGUCGUGAACGGCAUCUACCAGUGCCUGGACAAGGCCAAGUACGUAUCUACCAACGGAGGACACAUCCAGAACAUCACCGACACGGUGGUGGAGCAGUGCGGCUGGAAUACAACGACGCAGACGCUCUGCAGCGGCCAGGGAACGUGCUCGCCUCUCGUGGACUUUGCCCAGGACUACGAGUGCAAGUGCAACGCCGGCUACAACUCGUCCGACUACUGCUACGCCGUGGCUUCCAACGAAUGCAGCAGCGUCUCGCAGUGCGGGACGCAGGGGACGUGCGAGUUUGAUGAGGGCACCACCAGUGGCGAGUGCUCGUGCAGCGAGGGUGCCACGGGCGACCAAUGCCUGCUGUGUGACGCCAAUGCCACCACGGUUUGCAAUGGCCAGGGCACAUGUGGCACGGACGGCGUGUGCACUUGCAACAAGGGCUACAACGGAACUUUUUGCGGAGACUCGACGGGCGAGAAGACCUCUUCCUCCAAGACCUCGGCCGCGGCAACUUUGAAGAUGGGGAUCAGCGCGAUUGUUGCCGCGUUGCUUCUGGCCGUCUUCGCGUAGACUACAUAAGUCUCAAUGCAUUGAAUGAACUGUUUUACCCGAUC